Messenger RNA from Entrophospora sp. SA101, 750 nucleotides. The record is from the annotation of a GenBank genome assembly. NCBI's taxonomy places the organism in Eukaryota, Fungi, Glomeromycota, Glomeromycetes, Entrophosporales, Entrophosporaceae.
AUGAAUAAAGGUUAUGCUUUUCGUUCAAAUGAAGGACAUCCUGAAGCUUUAAUCAAUCCAAUGUACUCUCUUUUGAAAGAAAAAAGACAACGUCGUAAUGAUUUUCUAAUAUCAAUUGUCAAAACUUUUGAUUUUGACUUGAAAAACUCAGAUGAAUCAAAGGUAGAUGUAGGUUUUUGCAAAUUUGUUGCAGAGAAUUUAGCUACUAUAGAUUACAAGACUAUUGAGGAGGUUUUGCAUAUUAUAUAUUGUAUAAAUCGAGUUUUAUCUGUUGUUGGAAUAACUAUUCUCCAUUCAAUUGAAUACAACACAAAGAGUAAAGAUGAUGAUAUAAAAAUGUCAAAUUCUCUUCAAGAAGAACCAAAAACAGAAAUCCAAGAACAAGGUAUACCAACUAGGGAUAAAGUUUCAAUCUGUAUGGCAAUACUAAUGCAUUUAAAAGACCACUUAAAAAAGUCCUAUGCACUAAGUGAAAUGAAAUGUCAAAGUUUCAAUCCAACACAAAGUAAUUCGCAUAAAGACAAACCAGCAUUACGACACCAAAAUUCUCCCUUAGUCAUAUCUUGGGAAGGGUUGCCUUUUGUGGAAAAACCCUUCACCACUGAUGAUAAUAUACUGGAACAAUGUGAACUGUUUAAAAAUCUUAUAUCUGAAGAUGGAACACAAAAAGAUGAAUUCGCAGAUGCUGAGCUAGAAAGUGAAAUUACAAACAGAUCUAAUGGGAUAGCUAAUGUUGAAUUUUAUAUAUGA